Messenger RNA from Closterium sp. Naga37s-1, 271 nucleotides. Lineage: Eukaryota; Viridiplantae; Streptophyta; Zygnematophyceae; Desmidiales; Closteriaceae. The record is from the annotation of a GenBank genome assembly.
UGAUAUUCCUGAGGGACUGCGAGCAGGCAUGGAGCCAGAGCUUCGACGGGUGGGACCCCGAUGUCCCGGACUGCCUGGCGACAGAGCUGGUGGAUUGCCGAGGAGGCGACGGCAUGAUCUCCAGCAUGAUGGUCGUCAAAAAGUAUCUGCCGGGCCCUCUUCCCAACUCAAUCAGCAACCUUUGGCAUCGCACUUACCUUUCCCUGCAAUACACCACCAUCAAUGGGUCCCUACCGUCCGGGCUCGGAGCACUUUCUUAUCUGCGGGUGCU